This is a messenger RNA of Saccostrea echinata, 3753 nucleotides long. Its product is annotated as proline-rich protein PRCC-like. The transcript is spliced from 8 exons. Gene Ontology annotation, cellular component: nucleus. Lineage: Eukaryota; Metazoa; Mollusca; Bivalvia; Ostreida; Ostreidae. The record is from RefSeq and is a predicted model, not a curated record. Bases 114 to 1400 code for a protein of 428 amino acids.
CGGUCGAUUUCCUUCGAUAUUUACUUUACUAUUUUUAACUUUACAAUAAAAUGGCUAUAAAACCUUAGGGCAAAAACCGAUCGUUUCGGCGUUUGAUCGAGAUUUUGGAAAUAAUGUCUCUGGUAGCUUAUGGUGAUAGUGAUGAAAGUGAUAUCGAGGAAGGGACAGGAGAGGAACAUCACGUAAAAAGUCUACAGGAGGAUGUAAGAUUGACAAAAAAAGAAGAAAUAUCUGAUUCAGAGUCGGACAAUGAAACGAGAAAUGAAGAUGAUGAUCUUUUUCAUGACAAAUUGAAGGCUUUGCCCGAACCAAAGCACAUACCAGCUUUUAAAGGAUUGGCAGAAAUUGAUGAACUAGAAGAUGAGGUGAAACCAAGGCCAGCAGAGCUUGCUGAUGCCCCCAAACCUCCUCGUAAGAAACCUCGCCAGCCUGUCAGGAUUACAAUUCCAUCCAUUCCAGAUCCUGAUGAUGAUGAAGGUCCCUGCAAGAAACGUUCAAAAACCAGCAACAGUUGUAAGAAUAAAAGUGGACUAUUUGCUGUACUACCGCCACCGAUUCAUGCCACCAUCAAAGAGAAAAACAGGGCAUUAAUUCCUCAUACACUGACAAAGAAGCAAGUUCCACAAGCUAUCCAUGUAAAGUCCAGCUCAUCCCCAAAGGAGGCAGUUGGUCCCCCCAAACCAGACCAACAUGACAGUGAUAGUGAGGGGGAGGAUCAACCAUCAAGUUUCUUUUCUUUGGGUUCGGAUGACAAUAGAAAAACCCUUGUAUCUGGAUUUUCAUUGAAGAAAAUGUCCCUUCCUCCUCCAGUUUCAGCUAAUGCUAAUGAAAGUCAAAACUUUAUUUCUGGGGCCUCAAGGCCCACAGUUAAUGUGACACUGAACAAUGGAGAGCCUUCAUUGUUUAGUGGGAGUACUGAUCCCCAAUAUGCCCCCAUACAAUUUAAAGAAUCUGCCCAAAAUGUGUUCCAUUCUUCCUUUUCUGAACCAAUUUCUAUGGACACUUCUACUACAGAACAGUUUGAUGAACGAUUUAUUGAAUCUGAGAGACAGAAAGGUCCAACAGUUCUGAAUGGGGAGGAGGAGUUCCAACAGUUGCUUCAGAGUGAUGAGUUCCUAAGAAUGCAAGGUAAAAAACAGAGGGGGAAAGAAGCCAUAAAUAUUGUGGAUGUCAACGCUGGUGAUUUUAUCAGCACUGUAGAUGUCACCAAGUCCUUGACAGAGGAACAACCAACUCAUUUGUCUCACAAGAAGGGUGAAGGGCCAACAUCUAAUCAAAAACGAAAACACCAGAUCACUUACUUAGCACAUCAGGCCAAGGAGCGCGAGAUAGAAUUGAAGAAUGAAUGGUCACAAAACAGACUGACAAGAAGACAGACUCAAGCCAAGUAUGGAUUUUGAGGAGAAAAUAUAACUGAAUCAUCAGUUUCUUUUCCAUUGUAACUUGUAGAAAGUGAUUUGUAUAGAUAUUCUGUAAUUUCUGUUUGAUGACAUACAUGUACAGUAAAACUUGUCUAAUCCAGAUACCACUGGUUCCAAAGAAAUUGGCCAGACACUCCAGAUUAAUUAGACAAUAUUUUAAACAAAUGAAUCUACUAAAAAAAACCAAGUUUACAUCAUAUUAGGCAAGAUUUCGGAAUACACAACAUCCGGGCUAGAUAAGUUUUACUUUACAACUUAUUUUUGAAUUAUGCUGUUGUUUGUAAAGAGCUAAGCCCAGGAAGGGUCAAAAACAGCCUCAACUCAAAAAUUAAUGUUCUUUUAGCCACAAAUAGAGUAGACUUUGAGCUUUUCAAAACUGUUUUCCUUAUUUGGAUAUCUUUUAUACUUUUUCUAAAAGAGAUUUUGCAGUAUGGCAUUGUUUUGAAAGAAAAUUGCAAGACGAACGUCAGUUUGUAACAUAACGUCAGGUAACUUCAUGGGACUAUAAAAAUAACAACAAGAUUGUAUAAACAUGAAUUGAAAUUAUAUUUUGAGGAACUGACAUUUAUUUUAUUAACAUGAUGAUUAGUUCAUGAAAAUGUUAUCUAAAAACGGCAGAUAUUGUUUUCAAAUUGUGGAUAUGAUGCAGUGACGCUAAUAAUUAAUAUACAUUUUAAGUAUACAGUGGGUCAAACGUCUGUAGGCUUGAAUGCAGUUUUGGCAAAAAAGAACAUUUUUUAUGCAAUAAAUAUUGAUGAAAUCUUAUUUUAAUUUAUUAAUUGCAUCCAAUUAAAUAUAUUGCAUAAAAUCAGCUAUUAUUUAAUUGGACAUAUUUUGAACAUGUAACUUGUUAAAAUUAAAUUCAAGCAUAACAUAUUAUUGCAAGUAAGCACAAAACAACUGUUACUGAAUUAAAUAAAAGCAUGACAAUGAUGUAUAAAAACAGUCUCAACAAUCAGUUUACUUUUGUAGUAUAUGUAUAUAUAUACACUCUAUUUUUUUUCCAAUACGUCCAUGAAAAAAAUCUUAACAAGGAAAAUCUCUUUACUUAUGUACUAUUCAAUUGACAAUAUGUGAAUUUUUAAUGAACGAUUUCAUUUUGCAUAAUAUUGUUGUAAAGAUGAACGUGAGAGAAACCUUCAUUUCUGAUAAGAAAGAUACACAUGCAUUGAUACUAAGUCUUGUAUAUAAAUAUGAUAGCAAAUAUAUACAUGUAUUGUGAAACACGUAAUUUUCUUAACAACUUAUUUUUGUAAAAAAUCAAAAAAAAAUUCAACAAAGUCUGUUUUUGAGGUAUAUAAUCUGAAAGUUUAAUAAUGCAAAUGUAUGUGGAAAUGGCAUUUUCAGGAGAAGUCAGUCCUGUUUAAUUACGCAAAAGUCAAGUUCUCUUGAAUUAAAAGUGAUUUCUAGUAGUAUUACAUGUUCAAGAAGUACAGUACAUGUAUACAUGUAAAUAAUAAAUUAAUCAUUCCUCAACCACACUUUCAUCACUUUUACUGUCAUUACCAAUCUGUGGCAUAUUGCUGGCAUCUUCCAAGUAAGCUUCCCAGUUUUGCACACCAUAUUUAAAUGUCUGUGUUAUGUCGUGCAUAUCCGAAAUACCACAGGAUGGAAACUAUAUGUGCACAGACACCGACUACCCUCGCUCCCGAUUUGAACUUGCAAUACCAAGCAGUCACUUGGAUUGUACUCAAUCCACAAAAUGUAAACAUUGGAAGCUACAUGACGACUCUGUAUUUUAACUCGAAUUAGGGAUUCAUCCUCUCGAUGGACGAAAAACUGACGGUUCCCUUCCAUAUUUUCAUGGAUAUAGUUUGAGCUCAUUCUGAUUUGUUAUACGCCACAUGUGAUGUUUCGUAGAUUUUCUUCAUUGAGCCUAGGAAAGUCUUUAAGAUUAUCACUUGGUUCUUACCACACAGCAGUGGGUUUUCCUAGGUUUUCAUCUUCAAGUCGUUGCUUUAAAGUGUUGAUCUUUUGAGAGAGAGAUAGAGCAUCUUGGCCGCCAAAGCCUCUUCAUCAUCUUGACCUGUAAUUUACAAAAUUAAUAACAAAAUGUUAAUAUUGUUACUUAAUGUCAAGAGAGAAGUGGCUACCAAUUAUAACUUAUACACUAGACAAAAUUGCUAAGUGGUGCACUGAAGAAAAUUAAUAUUUUACUUUUCAAAACUUGUUUAUGAUGUAUUUGAUAUAUAAUUGUGUUACUUAAAUAAAAAAUGAGGCAUUUAAAUGUCCUAACUGAUAAAUAACUACAAUGUUUACUGAAACGUAACCAUUUCAUAGAAAAAAUUAAAAUCGUGUCCAUACUUUUUUGGAAGAAUAAAUUUCUAUUUUU